AUGCCCGCACAGAAGCGCAGAGGAGGAGGCGGACCCCGCAGCGCGAUCUCAGAGCGAAUUAAACAAGGACGUAAAGCAGAUCGCGAUGGCGAUUUGAAUAUGGGCGGACCGAGCACAAAUCCCAGGACGAACAACAGAAGGUAUCCAGCGGGGACUGUGGACCUUACCGACCGACGAAACCAGUCCAAAAUCAACAAGAACAACUCGAAGCACACUCCUCUCAACUCUAGAACCAACGCGCCCCCUCGUGGCGGGAAGAUUGUGGAGUUCAAGGUCACAGGCUGGGAGAAGAGCACGGUCAUACAUGACAGUGACAGAGGUCAGAAGUCACUCGAGAUAUGGCUGACAAAGGGCAUGAACAAGAGACUCGGCACCGCAGUGAAGCGACAAGCACAACUCAAAAAGACUCGGAGGGAAGGAGAUGUGCUCUUCGUAUAUGUGCAUGAGCUUGACUCAAAGGCACUGUCGAAGCUGAACGGCUUUAAGUGGGCUGGCGUGGAUCUCACGAUUGAACGUACCGACGGAUGGAACCAUCAACAACAACCGCAACAGCUCUCGGAAGGUAGCAUGAUGCUCAAGCAACUCUUCCGAGACCUCCUCGAGCGUCGGUACAAUAUGGACACCAAGCUGCUCGACCUCUCGGCCUUGUAUGAAGACCCCGCGCUGCAACAUCUCAAAGCCGACAUGCAGGCCGCCAAGUUCUUUGCUGCGCUCAUGAGAGUCUUACAGCAGUCCUUUGAGACGCCGGACGAUCUCUACGCAGCUGUCCAGAGUGUGUCCCUGGCCAACAAUAACCUCGAAAACGUUGACAAGGUGAAGGAUCUGUCGUAUGCUCUCCCAAAACUUCAAAAUCUCGACCUUUCGAACAACCAGUUUCAGAGACUCGACGCCCUCGACUUGUGGAGACGUCGCUUCCGAGAUCUACGACACCUUAUCGUUACUGGCAACCCCUUUGUGCAGAACGAACCCGACUAUGCCAAAGAGCUGGUUGGCCGAUACCCGAACUUGCGCAUACUCAACGACCUUCAAGUACGCACCGACGAAGAUGUCGCUCGACGAAGGACGACACGAGACUUGCCACUACCGAUCAAGGGUCCUCUGUUCGUUGACCAAGGUGAAGUCGUCGUCAACUUCGUGACCCAAUGGUUCGCGGGCUUCGACAACGACCGACUGGGACUUGUGCAGGCCUUCUACGAUGACAACUCACGAUUCUCCCUUGUCAUCAACGGGUCGGCACCACGUGACCCAGCCGGCUUUGCCGAUGAGUCUCAGGAGUGGGGAGUGUACAUGAAGUACAGUCGCAACCUUAAGAAGGUGUCUGGGCUUGGGUCACGAAUGGGCAAAUCUUACCGCACUGCCGCUGCUAUCGCGAAGCUCUUCCAAGAUCUGCCCUUGACACAGCAUCCGGACCUUAUGACAGAAGCACGCAAGUGGAUGAUUGAGUCCCACGUGCAGCAUAAUGUGUCGCAUCCAGGUCAGCCAGGUGGUUUCGAGGGCAUGUCAAUUGAUAUCCACGGCGAGUUUGACGAGAUCGACGGACGGACUGGCAGCACGAAGAAGCGCAGCAUGGACCACAAUAUUGUGAUCGGUCCCGGCAUGGUUCCUGGCCAAGUGCGUGUGCUCACCCACAUGCUCACCAUUCGAGCGUAUGGUGGCACGCAAGCCUUCGAACCCGAUGUCGUUACGAAUUACAACGCUCAUACACCACCUCCAGCUGCUGAGCCCGAGGCUUAUCAGGUCGCGGGUCUUGAUGAGGCCCAGGCUAUGGCUCUCUGCACCCAACUGUCCACGAAGACUGGGAUGACUAUGCAGCUCUGCAAAGACUGUCUCGACCAAGCUGGAUGGAAUUACCCUGUGGCUGAGGAAAUCUACCAGAAAGCGAAGCCCAACCUCGGAGGAGAAGCGUGGAUUAGGGGCGUUCCCCUCUGGUAA
Molecule: messenger RNA, 1932 nt
Organism: Fulvia fulva
Lineage: Eukaryota; Fungi; Ascomycota; Dothideomycetes; Mycosphaerellales; Mycosphaerellaceae
Product: mRNA export factor mex67
Exons: 1
Coding region: 1-1932 (643 amino acids)
Biological process (GO): poly(A)+ mRNA export from nucleus
Cellular component (GO): nucleus
Molecular function (GO): RNA binding; protein binding
Source: RefSeq, a predicted model, not a curated record